CUUUAGCUUUCUAAUAAGAGGACUUGCAUGUUACUCCUCCCUGUCUUCACCAGUGGUUUUGAAAAUCAGAAGUUCUUAAUAUAUAAAUGAACGGCUAAAACAUCCUCACAAAUGAUGGCUGCAGCUUCAGCUGAUUUACUGACCGUUAUUCCAUACAAGGCAGACUUCUGGAGUAACCAAACUAACCUAUCCAUAAAUGCCUCAGAAAUGAAAAACAAUGCUAGCUGUCCUUUAGAUGACAUCUCACUGUCACUUGCUUUGAUAGUUUUUUACUCUAUUAUUUUUGUCAUUGGAUUGGUUGGAAAUAUUAUAUCCCUGUUUGCUUUCCUCUGCGUUCAUCAGAAAAGGAAUUCUAUCCAAGUUUACUUGCUAAAUGUAGCUGUUGCAGACCUUCUGCUGAUCUUCUGUCUUCCCUUCCGAAUAUUCUAUCAUGUUACCAAAAACACCUGGAUGUUUGGACUGAUUUUAUGCAAGAUUGUAGGAACUCUAUUUUAUAUGAACAUGUAUAUUAGCAUAGUACUGCUGGGACUAAUUAGUCUAGACCGUUAUAUAAAAAUAAAUAAGUCUGUGAAGCGUCCUAAAAUGCUAACUACUACACGAAGCAUACAUAUUUGUUGCAUGGUGUGGGCACUUGCACUAAUAGGAUUUAUAAUAGUAGUUGCACCAUCUUUCUUCAAGAGUGAGGACAGAAAUUCUACUAUGUGCUUUCAUUACCGAAAUAAACAGAAUGCAAAGACAGAAGCAAUUUUGAAUUACAUUAUUGUAAUUAUUUUUUGGAUAGUUUUUUUCCUUUUGAUACUUUCAUAUGUUAAAAUUGCCAAGAACCUUCUGAAAAUGUCAAGGAAAAGAGCAAAUUUUCCCAAUGCAGGAAAAUACACCCAGACAGCAAGGAAUUCCUUCAUUGUGCUCAUUAUUUUUACCAUCUGUUUUGUUCCUUACCACCUGUUCAGGUUUGUCUACAUUACAUCACAACUACAAAAUCCAUCUUGUUAUUGGAAGGAAAUAAUUCACAAAUGCAAUGAGGUGAUGCUUGUAUUUUCAUCUUUUAACAGCUGCUUAGACCCAGUUAUGUAUUUUCUAAUGUCCAGAAGUGUCCGUAAGACUGUAUUCCAACUUAUUUGCAGAAGACUUCACGGAGAUCCAGGCGUAACUCUGGAAAGCACUUCAGAAAUAAAACUUGGACAAUAUACACAAGAGCGAUUAUCUACUACGACUCCCCACUCAAGUUCUGUAAAGAAGAAGUCUCUGAUUUGACUGUUUAACUGAAUGGAUACUAGUUUGUCACUCCAGGACAACAGUUUGAUAUUAUCAAAUGCUAUACUGUACAGCUACUAAUUCUGCCCCUUUUUUCCUGUUAAAGAAUGAGAAGUCUUACUUCUGUUUGUGAAACAAGAAGUUACUUUUCUGAAGUAUUUUGCUCUUUUUUAUCUAAGAAAACAAAAUAGGAAGUUCUGAGACAUCUCCUGUUGGGCUAAACAAGAACACUAACUCUUUAAGGAGAUUUCCACAAAGUGGUUUGAAUCUGUAUAAGGAAUCUUGUUUAUAGACAUUAAUAUUACCAAUUUGUGUAUGUAGAUAAUAGAUUAAUUUUGCAAAAAGUAAUUUGUGUCCUAUUCAAAAGAGCUUUAUAAACCAUUAUAGAUUUUAUGUACUUUUGUGUUUUAACAGGUUUCAAAGAGAUGAGCAUUUUAACUACAUUUUUAGAAGUAUUUUUUCCAAGAAAAUAUCUGUGAAUUUAGCAACAUAUGUGGCUUAAAAAUGAGGUGAAUACAAGGUACACUUAGUUUUAUAAAACAGGAACAUUAAAACAUUCAAGCCUCCUAAGCCUCUUAUUAUGUUUUCAACAUUUUAAUGAAUGUCAAGGUUGAACACAUGAGGAAAAGUAAGCAGUGCUUUUGGAAAAUUAGAAAUUAAUGAUGGAGAGAUGACAUACAGAUAUUUUCAGUUACCUAAGAUUUCCUUCAACCUCUGACAAAUUUGGUGACUGCUGCUACACAAAGUAAUUGAACAAGGUAAAUAAACUCUCAGAACUGAGCGUAAAGAGCAGAAUGGAAAAAUUAGCUCUUGUGAACAUCUGAUGCAUCAGCUUCGAUUUUUGCUCAGGCUCAGUCACUGGUCAACUUACAGAUUUCCACAUCCAUGCAUGCCAGCUGCUCACUUCCCUACCACAGGCCUUCUCUUUUUAUGUGAUCAAAAUAAUCUUGAGAAUUACUAAUAAUAUGUAAAUAGCAAUGUAACAGCAAUGUCCCACAGAUACAACUAUAUUCUCUGAUUGAAACCAAACAGGUUCAUGUAUUUAAGCAAAGUUUUAAACAAAAAUUUCAAGUUGUAACAUUGUUCAAAAAACCAGGGGGGCUGAAGGUAGUGGUUGUUUGACCCAAAGAUAAAUAGAGGCAGUUAUACCAAGAAUAACUUAAAUGUCCAGCGUGACAGGCCAGAAAGGUGAAUGAAUAAGAUGUUAAGCUCCAUAAAAUAAGGAUUUAUAAUCCUGAACGCAUACAAGCAAUACUGCUCCAGUAAGCUGCUUUAAAGAAGUUCGUUUUAAUACAACUACCAGUAACUUC
This is a messenger RNA of Tyto alba (common barn owl), 2564 nucleotides long. RefSeq names its product G protein-coupled receptor 34 (gene GPR34). The transcript is spliced from 2 exons. Gene Ontology annotation, molecular function: G protein-coupled purinergic nucleotide receptor activity. The coding region runs from base 112 to 1254 and encodes 380 amino acids. Lineage: Eukaryota; Metazoa; Chordata; Aves; Strigiformes; Tytonidae. The record is from RefSeq and is a predicted model, not a curated record. Gene Ontology annotation, biological process: G protein-coupled receptor signaling pathway. Gene Ontology annotation, cellular component: membrane.